UGUAUUGUAUACUGCUUGUCAUCUCCUUUUUUGUUACGUUUCCAUAUUUCAACACUUUCUCUCUCUGAAAUUGCCAUUUUAGAUUGAGACGAAAGCUGCCAACCAGAUUACACGGAGCUUGUUUCUCAAUCCAAACAAAAACCCAGACUCCUUCUCUCCUCUCUUCUUUUUGCCUUUGCCUUUUUAUUUUAAAAUCAUAUUUGUUUAUAUAUCAUCACUCAAAGGCUUCCCUUUUCCCAGUGGAACUGCAGUUUGGGUUUUUGUCUGAUGGGAGGCCAAGGGUCCAAUUUUUUUUCAAAGGAAGUUGUUGGUACUCGUAUUGUAUUUGACUUCAUUCAUUGAAGAAGUGGAGACCGAGUUUUUCUGAGUUGGGUUGUUCUUGUUUCUUUUGUUGGUGUACCGAGUUAUGGACACCGGAGGUCGACUCAUUGCUGGUUCUCACAACAGAAAUGAGUUUGUCUUGAUCAAUGCUGAUGAAAAUGCAAGAAUAAAGUCCGUGAAGGAGUUGAGUGGUCAAACGUGCCAGAUUUGUGGAGAUGAGAUUGAGAUUACAGUAGAUGGGGAGCCCUUUGUCGCCUGCAAUGAAUGUGCUUUCCCUGUUUGCCGAACCUGCUAUGAAUAUGAGAGAAGAGAGGGAAACCAGGCUUGCCCUCAGUGCAAAACCAGAUACAAACGAAUCAAAGGCAGUCCUAGAGUUGAAGGUGACGAAGAAGAAGAUGACAUAGAUGAUCUGGACAAUGAGUUUGACUAUGACACUUUGGAUCCUCAACAAGUUACUGAGGCUAUGCGUACUGCACGCCUAAACAUGGACCGUGGUUCCCACCUUAAUGCUUCCGGAAUCCAUGAUGAACUAUAUUCUUCUCCUCCUAGCUCUCAAAUUCCUCUCUUGACCUAUGGCGAGGAGGGAUUGGAGAUUUCUGCCGAUCAGCAUGCUCUUAUUGUACCCUCGUCUAUGGGUCAUGGAAAUAGAGUUCAUCCAAUGAGUUAUGCUGAACCAUCCGUACCCUUGCAACCUAGACCGAUGGUUCCUGAGAAAGAUAUAGCGGUAUAUGGUUAUGGAAGUGUCUCAUGGAAGGAUCGGAUGGAGGAGUGGAAGAAAAAGCAGAAUGACAAACUUCAGGUGGUUAAGCAUGAAGGAGAGGGUGAUGGUGGAAACUUUGAUGGAGACGAGCUAGAUGCCGACUUGCCAAUGAUGGAUGAAGGCAGGCAACCACUUUCAAGGAAGCUGCCGAUUCCUUCAAGCAAGAUAAAUCCAUACAGAAUGAUUAUCAUCCUUCGUCUUGCAAUUCUUGGCCUCUUUUUUCACUAUAGACUUCUACAUCCAGUCAGGGAUGCUUAUGGUUUGUGGUUGACUUCUGUAAUUUGUGAAAUAUGGUUUGCCGUUUCAUGGAUUCUGGACCAAUUCCCAAAAUGGUACCCUAUACAGCGCGAAACAUACCUUGAUCGACUAUCCUUGAGGUAUGAGAAAGAAGGGAAGCCAUCAGAAUUAGCUAGUAUAGAUGUUUUUGUCAGUACAGUGGAUCCAAUGAAAGAACCUCCACUGAUCACGGCGAACACUGUUUUGUCCAUCCUCGCUGUUGAUUAUCCGGUUGAUAAAGUUGCAUGUUAUGUAUCAGAUGAUGGUGCUGCCAUGCUCACAUUUGAGGCUCUCUCUGAGACAUCCGAAUUUGCUAGGAAAUGGGUUCCUUUCUGUAAAAAAUUCAAUAUUGAGCCUCGUGCUCCAGAGUGGUAUUUUUCUCAGAAGAUAGAUUACCUAAAAGACAAAGUACAUCCAACUUUUGUCAGGGAAAGGCGAGAAAUGAAGAGAGAGUAUGAAGAAUUUAAAGUUAGGAUAAAUGGAUUGGUUGCCACAGCACAGAAGGUUCCGGAGGAUGGUUGGACGAUGCAGGAUGGAACUCCUUGGCCUGGAAACUGUGUUCGUGACCAUCCCGGAAUGAUUCAGGUUUUCCUUGGUCAUGGUGGUGUUCGCGAUGAGGACGGAAAUGAGUUGCCUCGCCUAGUUUAUGUCUCUCGUGAGAAGAGGCCAGGGUUUGAACAUCAUAAAAAGGCUGGGGCUAUGAAUGCUUUGAUACGAGUCUCGGCUGUUCUCUCAAAUGCUCCUUAUCUUCUGAACGUCGACUGUGAUCACUAUAUUAACAAUAGCAAAGCUCUUAGAGAAGCCAUGUGUUUCAUGAUGGAUCCAACAUCAGGAAAGAAAAUUUGUUAUGUACAGUUUCCUCAAAGAUUCGAUGGAAUUGAUCGACAUGAUAGAUACUCGAAUCGGAAUGUUGUGUUCUUUGAUAUCAACAUGAAAGGAUUAGAUGGCAUACAAGGACCGAUAUAUGUCGGAACGGGGUGUGUUUUCCGAAGGCAAGCACUUUAUGGUUAUGACGCACCAGUUACCAAGAAGCCGCCCGGUAAGACCUGCAAUUGUUUGCCAAAAUGGUUCUGCUGUCUCUGCUGUUGUUCCAGAAAGAACAAGAAAUCGAAGCAAAAGAAGACGACAAAGAAAACGAAGCAAAGGGAAGCUUCAAAACAGAUACACGCUCUUGAAAACAUUGAAGGAGUUUCAGAGUCAAACUCUCAGAAGUCAUCUGAGACGUCGCAAAUGCAACUGGAGAAGAAAUUUGGUCAGUCCCCUGUUUUCGUGGCUUCCACUCUUCUGGAGAAUGGCGGAGUUCCUCGAAAUGCAAGCCCGGCGUCAUUACUUAGUGAAGCGAUCCAAGUCAUAAGUUGCGGUUACGAAGAUAAAACAGAAUGGGGAAAGGAAGUUGGCUGGAUAUAUGGCUCUGUGACUGAGGAUAUCUUGACUGGGUUCAAGAUGCACUGUCAUGGUUGGCGAUCCGUGUACUGCAUACCUAAACGACCUGCUUUUAAGGGUUCAGCUCCUAUUAAUCUCUCAGAUCGUCUACACCAAGUUCUGCGAUGGGCUCUUGGAUCUGUUGAAAUUUUCUUGAGCAGACAUUGUCCCAUAUGGUAUGGAUAUGGAGGCGGGUUGAAAUGGUUGGAGCGAUUUUCCUACAUAAACUCGGUUGUAUAUCCAUGGACCUCUAUUCCAUUGCUUGUGUACUGUACCCUUCCAGCUAUUUGUCUUCUUACUGGGAAGUUUAUUGUUCCAGAGAUCAGCAACUAUGCCAGUCUUAUAUUCAUGGCACUCUUUAUAUCGAUAGCUGCAACUGGCAUUCUCGAGAUGCAGUGGGGUGGUGUUGGUAUCGAUGACUGGUGGAGAAACGAGCAGUUCUGGGUGAUCGGAGGUGCUUCGUCACAUCUUUUUGCCCUCUUUCAGGGUUUACUAAAGGUUCUAGCUGGUGUCAGCACAAGCUUCACUGUGACCUCGAAAGCAGCUGAUGAUGGUGAGUUCUCCGAGCUCUACCUCUUCAAGUGGACAUCCUUGCUCAUCCCGCCCACCACCUUGUUGAUCAUGAACAUAAUCGGUGUCGUGGUCGGAAUCUCGGAUGCCAUCAAUAACGGGUAUGAUUCAUGGGGACCGUUGUUCGGGCGACUAUUUUUCGCCCUUUGGGUUAUUAUCCACCUCUAUCCCUUCCUCAAAGGUUUACUCGGGAAACAGGACCGGAUGCCAACCAUUAUAUUGGUGUGGUCGAUCCUGCUGGCCUCGAUCUUGACCCUUAUGUGGGUCCGAAUAAACCCGUUCGUCUCCAAAGACGGUCCGAUUUUAGAAAUUUGCGGGCUGAAUUGCGACGACUAGGAAAGUGAAGACAAAAAUAAAGAAGAAAAGAGCUUUGGCACUUGAAUCAUGUCACUUGCAAAGGGCAAAGGCUGUUGUGAAAA
Molecule: messenger RNA, 3768 nt
Organism: Hibiscus syriacus
Lineage: Eukaryota; Viridiplantae; Streptophyta; Magnoliopsida; Malvales; Malvaceae
Product: cellulose synthase A catalytic subunit 2 [UDP-forming]-like
Exons: 14
Coding region: 407-3685 (1092 amino acids)
Biological process (GO): cellulose biosynthetic process; plant-type primary cell wall biogenesis
Cellular component (GO): trans-Golgi network; plasma membrane
Molecular function (GO): cellulose synthase (UDP-forming) activity
Source: RefSeq, a predicted model, not a curated record